AUGAAGAUGUGGUCGUUAGGACGGAAAGGACGAAACGACGCGUCGAGAGUGAUGAGAAGAGAAGAUGUUUUAAUAAAAGCGGCGACGCGCAGUUUUAGUCACGAUUUGAGCAACAACAACAGCAAGUGCAACAACAACAGCAAGUGCAACACCGCCGAGCAGCACGCGCGGGAAAAACAAAUGAGAAGAGCAAAACAAACGACGCAAGGGAAAACGACGACGCGGAUUAGUAGCUCUUUCUCAACAAUGUCGAGAACAAAUGCAACGAUCUUGAAUGAAAACAUGUACGAAUUGCGCGAGGAAGUGGAAAAGAGCCGAAUCAUAUCCUCGCCCUCAGACUUGGACCAACGAAGAGUGCUCGUUUUAGACGUGGCGAUGCAAACGAGCAACAUCGUGAGUUGGCAAAAGGCGUUGAUUUUAGCCAUGUUCGAUAAGGUGGACGUUUUGGAAUAUUACGAAGAGAUGGUGGCGUCGGCGUAUUCGGCGUUUUAUUUACCCGCGGUGGUGAAAACGAGAGUGUAUGAUAAACAGAAAGGAUCGAUCGCGUUAUCGAGGAAGAACGUGUUGAUUAGAGAUCACCAUUCGUGCACGUAUUGCGGCGCGAGGGACGAUUUGACCAUCGACCAUAUCGUUCCGGCGUCGAAAGGCGGCGAGUGGUCGUGGACGAAUUUAACGACAGCGUGCGCGAAAUGUAACAAUCGCAAAGGAGAUAAGAUGUUGAAGCAGUGCAGCGGAAUGAAGCUCGUCCGUCCGGCGAAGGAGCCGUGCGUCGCGUCCGGGGAGUUUUCGCAGUUUUCCAGGAUCGUGAAUCCGCCGGACGAGUGGAUUCCGUUCAUCGAUCCGAGACACGUGAAACGAAUACCGGACGGCUUCAUGGACGAUUUGGAGUUUGGGGACGUUUCGAUUAAAAACAACGUCGUGGACGUGGAGAAGACGCUGUUGAAAGUGACGUCGAAGAACUACAAGAAGAAAAAGUCAAAGAGUAGCAGUUCUUCUUCUUCUCCUUCUUCCUCUACUUCUUCAACGCGGUAA
This is a messenger RNA of Bathycoccus prasinos, 1032 nucleotides long. Its product is annotated as HNH endonuclease. The transcript has a single exon. The coding region runs from base 1 to 1032 and encodes 343 amino acids. The record is from RefSeq and is a predicted model, not a curated record. Lineage: Eukaryota; Viridiplantae; Chlorophyta; Mamiellophyceae; Mamiellales; Bathycoccaceae.